ACCCCACAUUGCAAAGUGCAGGUGUGGGGUGCUUCUAGCGAAGAUGAAGGGCAGAUAUAAGUGGGCGAUUGCUCCCCGGCCAAUCUCAGCCAAAAAGCAAAGACGCGUUGUUUGUCCUUCUACGCGUAGUGCUCUUUGACUCGUGCCGAUCCAAUGGCUUCUGAAGAGGAUCGGGGGAAGAAGCAGCAUCGUGCUCGUGUUCGUACUGGGGACUGGGGAAGACAUCAGGUAGGUCAGGAUGGUUCAGGAGCAAGUCCCAAUGGGAAAAGGGCUCAAACCAGCGCGUCCAAUUCACCGACAUCUAGGCAUGUGGUUAGGAAGAGAAAGAGUAGGGACCGCUUGAGACCAGAUGAAAAAAAUCCAGCAGCACAAGACGCUGCAGAUGAGAGUUCAGCUCAGUCUUCCGCAGAUACGGGUCUAUAUUUAUACGCGGGAGGGCGCGAGAGACCUGGAAAUGGAAAAUACAUGUCCAAUAAUUGUGGUGGGUCAGGUUCUGAUGUCGAUAAUUCAGGGUAUCAGCAGGAAGAAGGAUCAUCAAGUCCAGAUACGACAAUUCAUCCUCGCAGCAAAAGGCACGACGUAACAUAUCACAGGAGACACCUAAGAUCGACCAGUAAAGCGACACCACCAAGCCCAGAGCAUCUACCAUCUAGCAUCCAAAACACCCCGAAACCCACGCCGAGGAGCACGCUGGAGCCUGAGAACCAGCCACGACAACCGAUGAAAACACAUCGGAAACACCGCACAACACACACCCACACUCACUCAGCUUCAACGUCAUCAUCACUGUCGUCGUCUGCAAAUCCCAAGCCAUCUAUGCAGCAGGAACACACUAGACCAUUUUCACAGGUAGCGGGUGGAAUGAUGCUCCAAUCAGACGCGUCGGAUGAGGGGUCAGAUAAGGAGCCUGGAGGCGUCCCGGUGACACUGACUUUAGUAGAAAACACGAAACCUCACUCAGAAAGCCGGCCGCCCAAACGGACUCCAAGCCAACGUUCAGAUAUAGUUAGACAUGCUACUGAUGUCGCAGAUGAGCUCGACGAAGAAGAAUCGUCAGAUUCACUCGGGGAUAUGGAAAUAGAUUCAGCCAUUAGCAGUGUAGGUUCAAUAUCUGAGCACGAUAGUGGUGAUAGCGCGGAGGCAAUAGUUCACGGAGCUGCGAAUGCGCACAAGCUAGCGAAGCGGAAGAGGAAUGCUAAGCACGAACGACGAAAUCAGAAAAUCAAAGAACGGCUGGUGCAGAUUAGGCAAAUACUUCAGCCUGUACUUGAAGAUACUUUGCAAUUCGGCGGUCAGGUCGGAAGAAUUUUCCAAGGGCCGUUGGCAGCCCUCGCUCCCGGUUCACUUAUGCUUUACUACAUCUCUGACGCUCUGACGUACGUUCGACUUAAUCGAGCUCGAGUGAUGGACUUGUACGAGGGUGCUGCGAACCAGCACCGUCGAAUCUACGAUACGUUUAAGGCAAUUCGUAACGAUCAGCAAUUAACAGAUGACCAAUGCCAGGCUGUGUUGCAAGCCGUUACGGCCCAUGCUGAAACCUGUUAUGAGGUAUAUCAAACAGCAGCUCAUCACAAGGGAGUGAAUUGGAUUACACAGUUCAUAAAAAGAAAGCAGAUUCUAGAGGAAGAAAUUAAGCCCAACGAGACGAAACUAGCUGCAUCUCUCUCGACGUUUAACGCAAUAUUGACACUCAACAUCUCUAUGGACACAGUGGUCUUAAGACAGGUGGUAAAAAGUUUGAAAGAUGAUAUGCAACAGGUUUUGGAACGAAUAGCUGACUUGGACCAACGAAGAAGACCGCAAGAGUUGCCAGCAUACACAGUGGACGUGGAAUCAAAUCUUAAGUCAUAUGCAUUGGAACUCCGAAGAAGUUUUGAGACAAGAUUGGAGGAAUUGGCAAGGGAGACGGCAGAGAGGGACAGAGACGCUGUUGCAAGGCAAAAGAAUCAAUUGCAAUACCUGCAACGAAUAGAGAGUAAAGUAGAUCACAUGAAUGCUGGAGUGGAGAUGCUUGUGUAUGAGAAUGGCGUGCAGGGUGCACGUCAACAAAUCGAAGAAGAAAUUCGCAAAGCCGAGGAAGACAGGAAGAAACUAAAGGAGAAAAGGAGAAAUAAUCGAAGGCAUAGAUUAGACGAGGUAGAAGAGUUCGAAUUGGUUGAGGGUAUCCCUGGACGUAUUGAUUUUUGCAAACGAGUACUAUAUACAUUGGAUCAGAGGGGGUCAGGACAGCUAGGGACGGUAGAGUCGUCGUCAACACCUAAGCCGAAAGAACGACAAAAGUUGCACAAGAAGGAUACUCGAGUUAAACAGAUGAGUACUAUUGAUUCCGACAUAGAUGAUACCAAUGUGGACAGCGUCAAGAGGCACGCAGACGUCUACAAAAAUCAACUGUUCCACUUUUUCAGUAACGAAAUGCGAUUGCCUCUUUGGACGCCGUCAUCCGCCGAUAUUGGUGACGUUGGCUUUGUAACCGACCAUGGGGAAUUCAAGAAACUUUUCAAUUCAUAUGAUCCAACGAGUAUUGAUGGACUUCGGUCGGUCAUACCACUGCGCGCUACCCAAUUAGAUGACUCCAGGCAAUUGCGGAUGAGGCUUCGCUCAGAUAGCAAACAUUCUCUCGCCACGACAAAAACAUCCCAUUUAUGUCGAUUUGUUGACAAAGGCCUUGAUAACUGGGCAACACCUUCUUGGAUCAAGUUUCCCUGUGACUGUGACUUUCGUAUGAAUACUUAUUUCCACAAGAGCAUCCUGCGAUUGUUGCGUGCACAUCAAGGCGCGAUCGCAAAUUCACGAUUCAUGAGCACCAACGGUAGGAUUUCAAAUCCUCUGCCAGCUACGUUUCUACGUGGCGGAACUUCCAAGGGCAUAUAUCUCAGGCGCGAUCAUCUUCCAAGUCACCAAGCUGAUUGGACGCCGAUAUUUCUCGGCAUUAUGGGUUCACCCGACCCCGAUCAUGGCCGACAGCUGAACGGUAUGGGUGGCGGCGUCUCGAGUCUUUCCAAAAUCUGUGUCGUCGGUCCACCAUCAGACGAGCUGCGCUCCCAGGAUAUUGACGUCGAGUAUACAUUUUGCCAGGUUGGCAUACGUGAUGAUACAUUGGACUAUUCUGGCAACUGCGGGAACCUCUCGAGUAUGAUCGGCGUUUUCGCCGUCGACGAGGGACUUUGUGUGCCUCGCGUGGCAACGGAGACGCCAAAUAUUGGUGUCGUUCAUGCGUAUAAUACGAAUACCAGGAAACAGGUUGAUACGAGCUUUCCUAUUUCUAGUAGUACUAUGGAUGGGCGUACACCAGUUCUGGAUCUUCCUCAGGUCACUAUGGCUGGCGUACCUGGCAUGGCGUCACGUAUUGACCUCCAUUUUGUCUCCCCAGCAGGUGCACGGACGGGGAAAUUGCUCCCUUCCGGCAAUCCCGUGGACACGCUCACAUUCUCCCAGUCUGGGAAUAACUACUCUAUACAGGCAUCAUUGGUAGACGCAACGAAUCCUUCCGUAUUUAUCAAAUCCGAGGACCUGAUGCGAAUCUUGCGUCCUAAUGGUAAAGGAUUAAAUUAUACAGACUCGCUUGUGGAAGGGUUCGUUGAAGCCAUCCGACAGAGCGGUGCGCAGGCUAUGGGCCUUGACGCAGCGGCGAAGGCUCAACCUAAGAUCGCAGUGGUUGACUCGACGUCGUCGCAGGCGGGAUAUCCUUGCAUAAUGGCUCACGCGUAUUCUAUGGGAGUCUUGCAUAAGGCGAUCCCCAUGACAGUUGGUCUUUGCCUCGGAGUCACUGCGCGCAUAGAAGGUAGUUUGCCGUGGCAGCUGCUUGCCAAUGCUGACAGAGGGACGAUCGGCCAGAAAGCAAGAAGGGGAGAUGAAACAGAUACGACAGAUCUUGUUAGGAUCAGACAUCCAUCUGGUGAGGUUGACGUCGGCGCGGAUUUUGGGCACGACGGAAGCGUGAUGAGCGCGAAGGUUAUUCGCACUGGGCGGCGAUUGAUGAAGGGCGUUGUAUGGUGGUGACGUGGAAUCCAUCAGAGGAGAGAUCUGGGCUCAGAUUUUGUCCCGAGGAAUGCAGGAUUCAAUUUGCUCUCUCGGAGCGGAUUCAAAUUGAAUGUAUGUACAGUAUUGAGGUCAAGCCGGGAAAAAUACUAUGCGUAGUCAAAGACAAUGCUCAGUAACUGCCUUUGCAGGGGUUGGCUGUGCAUUGAUUUGUUU
Fomitiporia mediterranea MF3/22 is the source of this 4194-nucleotide messenger RNA. Its product is annotated as DUF453-domain-containing protein. The transcript is spliced from 8 exons. The coding region runs from base 154 to 3999 and encodes 1281 amino acids. NCBI's taxonomy places the organism in Eukaryota, Fungi, Basidiomycota, Agaricomycetes, Hymenochaetales, Hymenochaetaceae. The record is from RefSeq and is a predicted model, not a curated record.